Molecule: messenger RNA, 936 nt
Organism: Pipistrellus nathusii (Nathusius's pipistrelle)
Lineage: Eukaryota; Metazoa; Chordata; Mammalia; Chiroptera; Vespertilionidae
Source: the annotation of a GenBank genome assembly
AUGCGCUGCCCAGCUGUGCUCCUGCUCCUGCUCCUGGUGGGGGUGGCCCAGGCCUUUCGCAUCUGCGCCUUCAACGCCCAGAGGCUGACGCUGGGCAAGGUGGCCAGGGAGGAGGUGCUGGACCCCUUAGUUCGGAUCCUGGCUCGCUGCGACAUCACGGUGCUGCAGGAGCUGGUGGACUCUACUGGCAGCGCCAUCUCCCUCCUGAUCCGAGAACUCAACCGAUUUGAUAACUCUGGGCCCUACACAUUUCUGAGCAGCCCCUUCCUGGGGCGCAGCACAUAUGUGGAGAAGUAUGUGUACAUCUACAGGCCCCACAAGAUGCAGAUCCAGGAGUCUUAUGUGUACGAUGACCAGGAUGAUGACCUCUUUACCCGGGAGCCCUUUGUGGCCAAGUUCACGCUGCCCAGCAAGGACCUUCCCAGCUUGGUGUUGGUCCCCCUACACACCUCUCCGAAGACCGUGGAGCUGGAGCUGAACGCUCUGUAUGACGUGUUUCUGGAUGCCUCCCGGCGCUGGCAGAGCGAGGACAUCAUCCUGCUGGGGGACUUCAAUGCUGACUGCGGCUCCCUGGCCAAGAAGCGCCUCGGGGAGCUGACGCUGCGCACUAAGGCCGGUUUCUACUGGGCGAUCCCCGACGGCGAGGACACCACGGUGCGCGCCAGCACCCACUGUGCCUACGACCGCAUCGUGCUGCACGGGGAGCGCUGCCGGAGGCUGCUGCACGCAGCCUCUCCCUUCAAUUUCCCCCGGAGCUUCCGGCUCACCGAGGAGCAGGCCCUCAACGUCAGUGACCACUACCCCGUGGAGGUGGAGCUGAGCCUGAAACUGAGCCGGGCGGGGCACGGGGCCCGGCCCCUCAGCCUGGCUGCUCUGUUGCUGUCCCAGCUGCUGCUCCUGCUGCUCCUGUCCCCACAGCUGGGCCUGGGGGCCUGA